CUGAAAAAUCAUACUAACCAUAUAUUAAAGCUGCUAAUUACCACCGUCUACUAAUUUUUUGAACACUAGUCCCUCGUGAUAGUUUUGACGCGACUCUGUUUCUUUCAUAAAAGACUUCACGACCCCCACACCUCCACACACAGAGACACAUACAUACUCUCUCCCUUCGCUUUCAAUCUCUCUCUCUGUCUCUCUCUCAAUCUCUCUCAUCUCACUCCCACCAGAAAAAAAUGGGUUCUUGCCCGAAAACCACUUCUGGUUUUCAGCAAACCCUAUUCAUCUACGAAACCCUUUCCUCGUAAAACAGACAUAAGUAGAAACUCCAAACGAUUCAUUUUUUUCUCCUUACUUUUUUAAAUUCUCUACCUGUUCAAAAAAAAAAAAACCAAAAUGGCAGCCAUUCCAUUGGUUUUAACAUGUUUAAUCUCCAUUCUCCUGCUGACUCAUCGAGUCAACACAGAGUCACUCCAAGAGAAACAAGCACUCCUCACCUUCCUCCACCAGAUCCCCCACGAGAAUCGUCUCCAAUGGAACGAGUCAGACUCAGCCUGCAACUGGUUCGGCGUCGAAUGCAACCCCGACCGCACCUCCGUCCACUCUCUCCGUUUACCAGGUACCGGUUUAGUCGGUCAGAUCCCGUCCGGAUCCUUAGGCCAACUAUCUCAACUCCGAGUUCUCAGUCUCCGCUCCAACCGUCUCUCCGGUCAGAUCCCUCGAGAUUUUUCGAAUCUCACUCACCUCAGGAGCCUAUACCUCCAGCAUAACGAACUCUCAGGAGAGUUCCCGCCAAGUCUCACACAGUUAACCGGAUUGGUCCGUCUCGAUAUCUCUUCCAACAACUUCACUGGACAGAUUCCUUUCUCGGUUAACAACCUCACUCACUUGACUGGUCUCUUCCUCGGCAACAACAGAUUCUCUGGGAACCUCCCGAGCAUAACCGUCGGUCUAACUGACUUCAACGUCUCCCGUAACAACUUUAACGGAUCUAUUCCUUUGUCAUUGUCCCAUUUCCCAUCCGAAUCGUUCGCGGAAAACGUUAAUCUAUGCGGGGGGCCGUUGAAGCCUUGCAAAUCUUUCUUCGUCUCUCCGUCUCCUUCUCCGUCCUCGGAUACUCCGGUAUCCGACAAGAAAAAAUCUAAGCUCUCCACGGGGGCGAUUGUCGCGAUCGCCGUGGCGAGCGGAGUAGCGGGGCUACUCCUUUUAGCUCUCCUCUUGUUCCUCUGUUUGAGGAAACGAAGAGGGAGCAAAGAGGGUGGUGGAACAAAACCAGCGGAGACAAGCGUCCCUGAGAUAAUACCUACAGCGGGAGCUUCGUCUUCAAAGGAAGUUACGGGGACGUCCUCCGGAAUGGGAGGAGAGACGGAGCGGAAUAAGCUUGUGUUCACGGAAGGAGGAGUGUAUAGUUUCGAUUUGGAGGAUUUGUUGAGAGCUUCUGCGGAAGUUUUGGGGAAAGGAAGUGUAGGGACGUCUUAUAAGGCGGUGUUGGAGGAAGGUACGACGGUGGUUGUGAAGAGGUUGAAGGACGUGGCGGCCACCAAGAAAGAGUUUGAAUCUCAGAUGGAGGUUGUUGGUAGAAUUAAACACCCGAAUGUUGUUCCGUUGAGAGCUUAUUAUUACUCCAAAGAUGAGAAGCUUCUUGUGUUUGAUUUUAUGCCCAAUGGAAGCUUGUCUGCUCUUCUCCACGGGAGCCGUGGCUCGGGACGAACACCGUUAGAUUGGGAUAACCGUAUGAGAAUAGCAAUAACAGCGGCAAGAGGUUUGGCUCAUCUUCAUGUCUCAGCCAAAUUGGUGCAUGGAAAUAUUAAAGCCUCAAACAUACUCCUUCACCCAAACCAAGACACAUGCGUCUCUGACUAUGGACUUAACCAACUCUUCAGCAACUCUAGUCCACCAAACCGUUUGGCCGGUUAUCACGCUCCCGAAGUUCUCGAGACUCGGAAAGUAACUUUCAAAUCCGAUGUCUACAGUUUUGGGGUGUUACUGCUUGAACUGUUGACCGGUAAAUCACCAAACCAGGCAUCACUUGGUGAAGAAGGAAUUGAUCUACCUCGGUGGGUACUUUCCGUGGUUAGAGAGGAAUGGACCGCUGAAGUUUUCGAUGUUGAGCUGAUGCGUUACCACAACAUAGAGGAAGAGAUGGUUCAGCUUCUUCAAAUCGCAAUGGCGUGUGUUUCUACGGUUCCUGAUCAACGACCGGUGAUGCAAGAAGUGCUGAGAAUGAUUGAGGAUGUGAACAGAAGUGAAACUACGGAUGACGGGUUAAGACAAUCGUCUGAUGACCCGUCAAAAGGAUCAGAGGGUCAGACUCCUCCAGGGGAGUCAAGGACGCCGCCACGUUCUGUCACGCCUUAGUAACUGAGAAGCUGCUUUAGUUUUUGUGUGUGUUGUUCACUUUCUCCUUAAAAGAAGAUGAAGAGAAAAAUGAGAUUUAGUGUGUGAGGUCUUUGUUGGGUGGUCACGGUAAAGCAAAAGGACACGACUAUUCUGGCAUUUGGACCAAAUUCUAUAAGAUGGCAUCUCCCAUCUAUUUUUUUUCUUAUUUUUGUCAAUGCAUUCAAGAUAUUUUAGGGGUUUGUGUUAAUCUUAUUUGAAUAUUGUGUUUACAGGUUUAAAUCAAAGUUCAAUCCACACCACUUUGCACUUUAUUUGAUUUGACUAUAACUC
Eruca vesicaria subsp. sativa (arugula) is the source of this 2664-nucleotide messenger RNA. Lineage: Eukaryota; Viridiplantae; Streptophyta; Magnoliopsida; Brassicales; Brassicaceae. The record is from the annotation of a GenBank genome assembly.